AUGGCCAUGGGCCCCUACCAGGCGUGGACCCCGAACCUCCAGAUGUCUUCGAUGAGCGCCAUGGAGGCAGAGGCGGAGGUUCGUCGCCGUGCGAUGGAGAUUAUGAAGCUCCAAAGACAGGUGGAGCUUCUACAAGCAGAGUUGGCAACGCCGACUUCAAGCUUGGCACAGGCACAAAUCCUACUUGGUGCUUUCCCACCAGAAAUCCGUUUCAUGCAGGACGGAAUGCAACACGCAAUGUACGUGGGCAGAACGCUGGAUGAUUGGUUUACGGAGCACGUGGAGAAGCUGCUGAUCGACCCCACGGGCUUCAACCCCUCGCGGCGCAUGCGAAUCAGCCUGGAGUCGGCCCAUGAGAUGCUCAUUGGCUUCACCAACUCCCUGUCGAGAGUCGAAGGCUUGCUACAGGAAGCUUCGAAGGUGUCCCAGAUGCCAAAGGUGCCGGGACAGCAACCUGGGCCGACACCGGAAGGGGCCAGGCCGGGUGGUGCUGGAGUUCCGGGGCUCUGGGUGAGAGAUCCGGAUGUCUUCAGCCAAUGA
Molecule: messenger RNA, 540 nt
Organism: Cladocopium goreaui
Lineage: Eukaryota; Dinophyceae; Suessiales; Symbiodiniaceae
Source: the annotation of a GenBank genome assembly